AUGAACCCUGCAGAAGCGGCCGAGGAGGCGCCCAGCGACCCCGACACUGAUGCCUUCUACAAAACAGGGUCAUUCAGGACUGAAGGCAUCAAGGCGUCUGAUGUUCUUCCUGUGCUGAAGGAGAAAGUUGCCUUCGUGUCAGGUGGGCGAGACAAAAGAGGAGGACCAAUCCUGACGUUUCCUGCCAGGAGUAACCACGACCGAAUAAAACAGGAAGACCUGAGGAGGCUGGUAACCUACCUGUCUACUGUUCCCAGUGAGGAUGUAUGUAAACGUGGUUUCACUGUUAUCAUCGACAUGCGUGGGUCUAAGUGGGAACUGAUCAAGCCUCUGCUGAAGACACUGCAGGAGUUUUUCCCAGCUGAGAUCUGUGUGGCGCUCAUCAUCAAACCGGACAACUUCUGGCAGAAACAGAAAACUAACUUUGGCAGCGCAAAGUUCUCCUUUGAGACCAGCAUGGUGUCAGUUGAAGGUCUGGCCAAACUGGUGGAUCCCUCCCAGCUGACAGACGACUUUGAGGGCUCUUUGGACUACAACCAUGAGGAGUGGAUGGAGCUGAGAGUCUCUUUGGAAGAGUUCAUGGCCAAUGCUGUUCACCUUCUGUCCAGACUGGAGGACCUGCAGGAACUUCUUUCAAAGAAGGAGUUUCCUGCAGAUGUGGAGGGAUCUCGUCGGUUGAUAGAGGAGCACACACAGCUUAAGAAAAAGGUGCUGAAGGCUCCAGUGGAGGAGUUGGACCGCGAAGGCCAGAGGUUGCUGCAGUGUAUCCGAUCUAGUGAUGGUUUUUCAGGGAGGAACUGCAUCUCUGGCUCUGCAGACUUUCAGAGCCUGGUUCCCAAGGUGGCCAGUCUGCUGGAUAAGCUCCACUCCACGAGGCAGCAUCUCCAUCAAAUGUGGCACGUCAGGAAGCUGAAGCUGGACCAGUGCUUUCAGCUCCGCCUCUUCGAACAGGACGCUGAGAAGAUGUUUGACUGGAUCAGCCACAACAAGGAAGUGUUCCUGCAGAGCCACACAGAGAUUGGCCGAGGUUACCAACAUGCUGUGGAGCUGCAGACUCAACACAACCACUUUGCCAUGAACUCCAUGAAUGCCUAUGUAAACAUCAACAGAAUCAUGUCAGUGGCGAGCCGACUGGCUGAGGCCGGUCACUACGCCUCCACACAGAUAAAACAGAUCUCAGGUCAGCUGGAUCAGGACUGGAAAAGUUUUGCUGCUGCACUCGAUGAGCGCUCCACCAUCCUGGCUAUGUCAUCUGUCUUUCACCAGAAGGCUGAACAGUUCCUGUCGGAGGUGGAGGCCUGGUGUAAAGUCUGCAGUGAGGGAGGGUUACCGUCUGAGAUGCAGGAGCUGGAGCUCGCCAUCCACCGCCACCAGAGCCUUUAUGAGCAGGUCACCCAGGCUUACACCGAGGUAAGUCAGGACGGUAAAGCCCUAUUGGAUGUCCUCCAGAGGCCUCUGAGCCCCGGCAACUCUGAUUCGCUGACAGCCACCGCCAAUUACUCCAAAGCGGUUCACUGCAUCCUUGAUGUGGUUCACGAGGUUCUGCACCAUCAGCGGCGUCUGGAGAAUAUUUGGCAGCAUCGAAAGGUCCGACUGCACCAAAGGCUGCAGCUGUGUGUGUUCCAGCAAGACGUCCAGCAGGUGAUGGACUGGAUAGAAAACCAUGGCGAGGCUUUCCUCAGCAAACACACUGGUGUUGGGAAAUCCCUUCACAGAGCCCGAGCCCUGCAGAAGAGACACGACGACUUUGAAGACGUAGCUCAGAACACAUACACUAAUGCUGACAAACUGCUGGAGGCGGCUGAGCAGCUGGCUCAGACUGGAGAGUGCGACCCAGAGGAAAUCUACAAGGCAGCCAGACAUCUGGAGGUCCGAAUCCAGGACUUUGUCCGGCGGGUCGAACACAGGAAGCUGCUGCUCGACAUGUCUGUCUCCUUCCACACGCACACCAAGGAGCUGUGGUCGUGGAUGGAGGAGCUGCAGAAGCAGCUCUUGGACGAUGUGUGCUGCGACUCAGUAGACUCAGUUCAGACUCUGAUCCAGCAGUUUCAGCAGCAGCAGACGGCCACGCUGGAGGCAACGCUCAAUGUUAUUAAAGAAGGAGAGGAAUUAAUACAGCAGCUCAGAGAUGCAGCCAUGUCAACCAAUAAGACGCCACACUGCAGUUCCAUUGCACAUAUCCAGGGGGUGCUGCAGCAGCUGGACGAGGCCCAAGGACAGAUGGAGGAACUGUUCCACGAACGCAAAAUCAAGCUCGAUAUCUUUCUCCAGUUGCGCAUCUUUGAGCAGUACACUAUAGAGGUGACAGCAGAGUUGGACGCUUGGAACGAGGAUCUGUCUCGUCAGUUGAACGACGCCAGCCGCUCGGGCGGGAGCAGCAGUGGCAGCAGCGGCACUUCCUCUGGCAGCGCAGAGGACAUCGGCCUGGCUGAGCAGCGGCUGAAACGACACGCAGAGAGGAAGGCAGCCAUGAAUAACAUGACCUAUGAAGUGAUGCAGCAGGGUCAAGACCUGCACCAGUACAUUAUGGAGGUUCAGGCUUCAGGGAUCGAACUGACAGGGGAGAAGGACAUGGACUUGGCCUCUCAGGUUCAGGAGCUGCUGGAGUUCCUCCAUGAGAAGCAGCAGGAGGUGGAGCUCAACGCACAGCACACGCACACACGGCUGGAGCAGAUCCUGCAGCUACGCCAUCUACAGGCCGAGGUUAAACAGGUGUUGGGCUGGAUUCGUAACGGUGAGUCCAUGUUGAAUGCCAGCAUGGUGAAUGCCAGCUCCCUGUCUGAGGCCGAGCAGCUGCAGAGGGAACAUGAACAGUUCCAGAUGGCUAUAGAGAAGACUCAUCAGAGCGCUCUGCAGGUCCAGCAGAAAGCUGAGAUGAUGCUACAGGCAGGUCACUAUGAUCCAGAGGCAAUUCGAAGUUGUGCUGAGAAAGUGGCCGUUCAUUGGCAGCAGUUGAUGUUGAAGAUGGAGGAUCGCCUGAAGCUUGUAAACGCCUCUGUGGCCUUUUACAAGACGUCUGAACAGGUGUGCAGUGUGUUAGAGAGCCUGGAGCAGGAGUAUCGUCGGGAUGAAGACUGGUGUGGCAGUCACGAUAAACUUGGAACUUCUGCCGACAGUGACCACCUUCUACCUCUGAUCAGUAAACACCUGGAGCAGAAGGAAGCCUUCCUUAAGGCGUGCACGUUGGCUCGGAGGAAUGCUGAGGUGUUUCUGAAGUACAUUCACAGGAACAACGUGAGCAUCCCCGGAGCAGCCAGUCACGCCAGAGGGCCUGAACAACAAGUUAAAGCCAUUCUGAAUGAGCUCCUGCAGAGAGAGAACAGAGUCCUUCACUUCUGGACCUUAAAAAAGCGAAGGCUGGACCAAUGUCAGCAGUACCUGGUGUUUGAACGCAGUGCCAAACAGGCACUUGAUUGGAUCCAGGAGACAGGUGAGGUGUACCUGGCAACCCACACAUCACCUGGCGACAGCAGUGAGGAAACACAAGAGCUCCUCAGCAACUACCAUCAUUUCAGACUCACUGCCAAGCAAACCAAGGAGAAGGUGAAGCUGCUGAUCCAGUUAGCGGACAACCUGGUGGAGAAAGGCCACGCCCACGUGUCGGAGCUGAAGCGAUGGGUGAGCACGGUGGACCGCAGGUACCGUGACUUCUCCCUACGCAUGGCCAAAUACCAGGAGAGCCUAGAAAGGAGCCUGGGGGUCAGCUCUGAGGACAACAAAGAUCUGGAGCUGGACAUUAUCCCCGCCAGCCUGACGGACGACCCCGAGGUAAAACUUCGUGACCCAAACCACGAGGUCAACGAGGAGAAGAGGAAGUCUGCAAGGAAGAAAGAGUUCAUCAUGGCGGAGCUACUGCAGACUGAGAAGACCUAUGUCAGGGAUCUCCAUGAGUGUCUAGAGACCUACCUGUGGGAGAUGACCAGCGGCGUGGAGGAGAUUCCUCCAGGCAUCGCAAACAAAGAGCACAUUAUCUUCGGCAACAUGCAGGAGAUCUACGACUUCCACAACAAUAUUUUCCUGAAGGAGCUGGUGAACUAUGAACAGCUUCCAGAAGAUGUUGGUCACUGCUUUGUCACCUGGGCUGAUAAGUUCCACAUUUAUGUGGAUUACUGUAAGAACAAACCAGACUCGAGUCAGCUCAUACUGGAGCAUGCUGGCACCUUCUUUGAUGACAUUCAGCAGAGACGUGGACUGGCUAACUCCAUCUCCUCCUACCUCAUCAAACCUGUCCAGAGGAUCACCAAGUACCAACUACUGCUUAAGGAGUUACUAUCUUGCUGUGAGGAGGGUAAAGGGGAGAUUAAAGAUGGUUUGGAGGUGAUGCUCGGUGUUCCUAAGAGAGCUAAUGAUGCCAUGCAUCUUGCCAUGUUGGAGGGCUUUGAGGAGAACCUGGAGGUGCAAGGUGAGCUGAUCCUGCAGGACAGUUUCCAGGUUUGGGAUCCACGCUCGCUGAUCAGGAAGGGGAGGGACCGACACCUCUUCCUGUUUGAGUUCUCCCUGGUCUUCAGCAAGGAGAUCAAAGACUCAGCUGGCAGAACUAAGUACCAGUACAAGAACAGACUACUGACAUCAGAGUUGGGGGUGACUGAGCACAUUGAGGGUGACCCGUGUAAAUUUGCUCUGUGGGCAGGAAGGACUCCUUCCUCUGAUAAUAAAACUGUGCUAAAAGCGUCCAGUAUGGAAGCUAAACAGGAGUGGAUUAAAAACAUCAGGGAGGUGAUCCAAGAGAGGAUGACUCACCUGAAGGGGGCUCUCAAGGAGCCUCUUCAUCUGCCUAAAACACCAGCACUGACCAAACCCAGGAAUAACACUAAGAGGGAGGGGGGUGAAGACGGAGACAGUCAGGGAGAUGGCAGCAGCCAACCAGACACCAUCUCCAUCGCUUCCAGGACGUCCCAGAACACUGUAGACAGCGACAAGCUCUCUGGUGGUUGUGAGUUGACAGUCGUCCUUCAGGACUUCACAGCAGGAUGCAGCACGGAGAUGUCUGUCAGCACAGGUCAGACAGUUGAGCUGUUGGAGCGACCGAGCGAGCGGCCCGGCUGGUGCCUGGUCCGGACCACUGACCGCAGCCCACCACAGGAGGGACUGGUACCCAGCUCUGCGCUCUGCGUGUCCCACUCGCGCUCCAGCGUGGAGAUGGACUGUUUCUUCGGCUCGGGAAAAGGCUGA
Seriola dumerili (greater amberjack) is the source of this 5172-nucleotide messenger RNA. Its product is annotated as kalirin-like. Lineage: Eukaryota; Metazoa; Chordata; Actinopteri; Carangiformes; Carangidae. The coding region runs from base 1 to 5172 and encodes 1723 amino acids. The transcript is spliced from 41 exons. The record is from RefSeq and is a predicted model, not a curated record. Gene Ontology annotation, molecular function: guanyl-nucleotide exchange factor activity; protein binding. Gene Ontology annotation, cellular component: cytoplasm.